AUGGUCUUAACAAGACUUCAAAAGAAAAAACAAGAACAAUUACAGCAAAAGCAACAGCCGCAACAACAACCUCAAAAACGUGGCCGAGGACAGCCAAGAAAAAAUAUCCAACAACAAAUUCGUCCUCAAGUACAAGAACAUCUUCAUGAACAACAACAAAAUCGAAAUGAACAGCGACAAAAACAACAAGUACAGGCAGUAGGUCAUCAACUUUACCAAUAUAAUCAUCAAAUUAAACAAUUUUGCCAAAGCAGAUUACAAUUGCUCCGUCAAAAGAAACAACAACAAGCUUUACAACAACGACCACGAAGUAGUAAUGAAAGAAACUUGUAUCUUUUGGCAGAUGCUGCUGCAUUUUUAGACGAAUUUAAUAAAUGA
Messenger RNA from Diversispora eburnea, 378 nucleotides. Lineage: Eukaryota; Fungi; Glomeromycota; Glomeromycetes; Diversisporales; Diversisporaceae. The record is from the annotation of a GenBank genome assembly.